This is a messenger RNA of Galleria mellonella (greater wax moth), 3015 nucleotides long. RefSeq lists its product as uncharacterized. The coding region runs from base 160 to 1875 and encodes 571 amino acids. The record is from RefSeq and is a predicted model, not a curated record. Gene Ontology annotation, biological process: fatty-acyl-CoA biosynthetic process; long-chain fatty acid metabolic process. The transcript is spliced from 10 exons. Gene Ontology annotation, molecular function: long-chain fatty acid-CoA ligase activity. NCBI's taxonomy places the organism in Eukaryota, Metazoa, Arthropoda, Insecta, Lepidoptera, Pyralidae. Gene Ontology annotation, cellular component: mitochondrion.
GGUCUCCGGCGGCGUAUAACGUGUGUACAGUAUAUCGCGAAACUGCAAUAAUAAUUAAACUUUUGUUUUUAUUAUUUUUAACAGUUUUUUUUUAUUCAAUUUUGAUAUUUUACAUCACAGUUAACAAAGUGCUGACUGCAAUUAAGAUAUCUAUCGAGGAUGACGUCGAGAUGUGUGGUGUCUUUGAAUGUGGUCUUUAGGACGUUAUGUCAGAGUACAAAAUACACUAACAGCUCCGUGAGAAGAAAAAGUCUGUGGACACAGGACCGGGUGCUCACGUCGCCCCACAAAAAUAUAAAUAUUCCAAAUUGUACCCUGAACGAGUUCGUGUGGGAGAAUCUGGACAAAUGGCCGGAGAGGACUGUUGCUGUGUGUGCAAUAACAGGCAGAGGCUACACAUACGAGCAAGCUUUUUACUUAUCCAAUGCGUUCGCCGCCAACCUUCGGACUAAGUUCAAGAUCGUCGAUGGAGACGUUGUUUCGGUCAUGUUGCCCAAUAUCCCCGACUAUCCGCUGGUAGCCAUGGGCAUUUUAGAAGCCGGAGCCGUGAUUUCGUCUAUAAACCCUAUUUACACUGCUCAUGAAGUUCAUCGCCAGCUGUUAGUAUCGAAUGCUAAAGUUGUAGUCACAUUGCCUGAAAUAUCGAAUAUUGUUAAGGAAGCUUUUAAACUGGCUAAAAUAGAUAUACCAAUAAUAGUAAUAAAAACGAAUGGAGAUCCAGCACCUGAAGGGACAGUACUGUUCAAUGAAUUAUCUGAAGAUGUCCACGUGGACACGUCUUGUUUGAAGAAAGUGAGGAGAAGUAACAAUGACGUGUGCUUCUUACCGUAUUCGAGUGGCACUACGGGCUUGCCGAAGGGAGUGGAGCUGUCGCAUAGAAAUAUAGUUGCGAACUGCAUUCAAAUCAGUGAACCAGCGAUAAAACAACACAACGAGACGACCAAAACACACCAAGACGUGGUUAUGGCGGUGCUCCCAUUUUUCCACAGUUACGGGGCGACGGUGACGAUGUUCCACAGGAUGGUGGUCGGUGGCAAGAUUGUGACAUUAGCAAAGUUGCAACCAGAGCAGUUCUUACAGAGCCUCGAGAAAUACAAGGCGAAUAUUUUGCACAUUGCGCCACCUUUAGGAUUGUUAAUGACGUCCCACCCCGCUGCUUCACCGAAGAUUUACCAAUACUUAGAGGUGAUACUAAACGGAGCGGCGCCAUUUGCUGGCUCAGAUGCCAAUAGAUUACUGAGUAAAAUUCAGCGUAAAAUAGACUUUCGACAAGGGUACGGCCUGACUGAGACGUCGCCAGUGGUCUCUUUACCAAUCAUAGGAUCGGAGCAUUACUCGUCCGUCGGUAAUCCAAUGCCCAGUACCGAAGUCAGGAUUGUUGAUAGUAAUUUGAAAAAUUUGGGCCCUAACGAGACAGGAGAGCUCCUAGUACGAGGCCCUCAAGUAAUGCGUGGUUACAAGAACAACCCAGAAGCCAAUAGAGAGACCUUCACCGAGGACGGCUGGUUCAGGACCGGGGACAUGGCUGUGGUCGAUGAUAACGGAGACAUCACGAUUGCUGAUAGAAUUAAGGAAUUGAUAAAGGUCAAAGGCUUCCAAGUUCCACCGGCGGAGCUGGAAGGCGUGUUACGUGACCAUCCAUCCGUACUCGACGUGGCUGUCAUUGGUGUACCACAUCCGACCAACGGCGAAGCGCCCAAAGCGUUUGUCGUACUCAAAAAUGGGCAAAAUGCGGACACAAAAGACAUAUGCAACUUUGUCAACGAGAGAGUGGCCUCAUACAAGAGGCUCAACGAUAUUGUCUUCCUGGACAGCAUACCGAAGAGUUUGUCAGGAAAGAUUUUGAGGAAAGACUUGAAGGCUAAAUAUUGUUGAGUUUUAUUAUUCAUUGUUAUUGUUAUAUACUGUAUAAAUACUCCGUUGGACAAGUAUAGACUGUCUACCAUAACAUGGCACGUUCUUCUUAAAUUCAAAGAAUUAGAAAAAAAUUACAAGAUUUCGACCAAGGAAUAUAUAUAUAUAUAAUACUCCUCAAUAAAAUACUAUUCUAUUUUAUUCCUCUCUGAAGAUGUUUCCUAACAAACAUAAAUAGAUCACGUCUGUACAUACAUUGAGGUAAAGAGUUGGAGAGGCAUGCCAUGUUAAGGUAGACAUUCUAUACUUAUUCUGUGACUGAAAUUGUCAGGGACCAAAAUAUUAUUUUUUUUAUUAUAAGAUAUAGCAAUACGAUAUAAUAAUUAAUUUUAAUAAUUUUGUAUUGUAUUAUUAAGUAGAGUUUAUAUAAUUUUUAUAUAAUUAACAGAUUUUAAUAAUUUUGUAUUGGAUUAUGUCCCUUUCGUGUUUAUAUAAAGCAGUUUUUAUAUUCUGUAUUUCGGUUUGAAUGGUGGGAUAUGGCAGUGAAUUUACAUGGUACAGAGGAAUAACACCUGAGUCCUCAGGAAUGGCAUUGCAUGGGAGGGUAUCAUGAGCAAAAUAGUAUACUCUUUUAUGUCCAUGGUACUGCUCAUGUUUAUAGGCGACGGUUACCACUUUCCAACAUUUUUGUGGUCCAAUGACUACCGGAAAACCUAUGAACAAAGGAAUUAGGAACUCCACUAAGAAAUAAAUAAAACUGACAGGAAAUGGAAGUAUAAACGGAAUGAAAGAAUGGAUGGAAAGGAAGAAAACUAAGGAAACUAGCUAAAUAAUUAAAAGUAAUAGAUGCAUAACCUGGAACUUAAUAUCCGGGAAAAAGCGUCCUCCUAAGGGGGAACCACAAUAAAAAAAAAACAACUGCUUCACGGUUGAAACACGAAUGGGACAGAGGUGAUCAAGCAAUCGACUUUUGUACAAAGUCUCCCUCUGGUAAGGUAAAGUAAGUUCAUAUGUGGUCUGGAUAAACUUUUCGUAGGUUUAGUUUAGUUGUGAAUAUAAAAUUAUGUUGUACGCAGAGUUAUUUGACCAUGUUUGUUAUUUUAAUACUGAUUUGGAAUAUUCUAUUAUAUUUUUAUAUAAAUAAAAUAAUUUGUAUUCCAA